GCAAGCUGCCCGAGAGACCCCUUUCCAAGCUCUGUAUUUGUUGCAUAUAAAUAAGGCCCACUCGCAUGCUCUGUCUGUCUCUGAAAGCAGAGAAGAGAUAGAGAGAGAAGCAUGAAGAAGAAUCAGAUGGUGCACGUGUCAUUGUUCUUAGCGCAUGUGCUUCUUCUGAUCAGUCUUCAUGGUGCCUCUGGGAAAGAUUAUAUCUCUGCUGUGGGAGACCCAGGAAUGAGAAGAGAUGAACUGAGAGUGGCCUUGGAAGCUUGGAACUUCUGCAAUGAAGUUGGAGCUGAAGCACCUGGCAUGGGCAGCCCAAGAGCUGCUGAUUGCUUUAAUCUCACAAGUUCUUCUAUAAGACAUGGAGUGAGCGAAGAUGAUAACAAACUCGGGGUGGGCACACCAUUCCCAGGGAUUAGCCAUGGGGCUUUGAACAAUGUAGACCUUUAUGCAGCAGAGAAGGAGGUGUAUCUGGGUUCUUUAUGUCAAGUUUCAGACUCUCCAAAACCAUGGCAAUUUUGGAUGGUUAUGCUGAAAAAUGGCAACUUUGACACAAGGUCUGGUUUGUGCCCUGCAAAUGGGAAAAAGGCAGCUCCUUUCAGUCCGGGAAAGUUUCCUUGCUUUGGGAGUGGGUGUAUGAAUCAACCCAUUGUGAAUCACCAAGAGACAGAGUUGUUGGAUGGUGAUACAAUGAGAGGAAGUUUCAGUGGGUCCUAUGAUCUGGGAUCUGAUCUCAGUAAUGGAAAUGGUGGAGCUGAUGGGAUAUCUUUCUAUGAGGUGGUUUGGCAGAAGAAACUUGGUGUUGGAAGUUGGGUUUUCAGUCAUAAGCUCAAGACUUCAAAGAAAUAUCCAUGGCUGAUGCUGUACCUCAGAGCUGAUGCAACCCAAGGAUAUUCUGGAGGCUAUCACUAUGAUACAAGAGGAAUGCUCAAAACACUUCCAGAGUCACCAAAUUUUAAGGUGAGGUUGACUUUGGACAUCAAACAAGGAGGAGGACCCAAGAGCCAGUUUUACCUUAUUGAUAUUGGUAGCUGUUGGAAGAACAACGGCCAACCCUGUAACGGGGAUGUGCUGACCGACGUAACCAGAUACACGGAGAUGAUCAUAAACCCGGAAACUCCAGCUUGGUGCAGCCCCACAGGUUUGGGGAAUUGCCCACCAUACCAUAUUACACCAGAUGACAGAAAGAUUUAUAGAAAUGACACAGCCAACUUCCCAUACUCAGCUUAUCACUACUACUGUGCUCCAGGGAAUGCCCAACAUUUGGAGCAACCUGUAAGCACAUGUGACCCUUACAGCAAUCCUCAGGCACAAGAGAUAAUGCAAUUGCUGCCUCACCCCAUAUGGGCUGAAUAUGGCUAUCCAACCAAACAAGGGCAGGGUUGGGUUGGAGAUGCAAGAACUUGGGAGCUUGAUGUUGGUGCCCUAUCCAGUAGACUCUACUUCUAUCAGGAUCCAGGCACCACUCCUGCAAGAAGGAUAUGGGGAUCAGUAGAUGUGGGUACAGAAAUUUUUGUUAGUGACAAAGAUGAAGUGGCAGAGUGGACUCUCAGUGACUUCGACGUAAUUUUUACACCCAAGAAGUAAUUCAUAAUUCCACAUCCAUAGCAGCAUUUUUUCUCAAACUUUUUUCAUCUUUUUAAUUGUUUUUUUCUCCAAAUAUAUAGAUCUAGUCUUCUAGAGUUUUAGACCAAAUGGAAAGAAAUGUGUUAGUUUCAUAAGGGUGACGAGACUAGGAAGAAACCGGAGCAAGCAAAUCCCGUAAGGGUAGCUUUAAAGCUUCAACUUCUUUUUUUUUUUUUUGGUCAAGAAAGCUUCAACUUCAAGUCAUUGUGAAAAGCCAAUUCUCAAUGUCAUAAGGAGAUCAAAUCAAAUCUGUCGCCAAAUACAAGUGGUAUUUUCUUAGUGUGAAACCCAAUAAACUUGUGAAAUUGCCUUC
This is a messenger RNA of Prunus avium (sweet cherry), 1933 nucleotides long. RefSeq lists its product as uncharacterized. The record is from RefSeq and is a predicted model, not a curated record. Lineage: Eukaryota; Viridiplantae; Streptophyta; Magnoliopsida; Rosales; Rosaceae.